UACUACGUUCCUGUAGUCGGUUGGUUACCCAAAUAUGAUGUCAUGCUCAAUCUACAAGGAGAUAUCAUGGCUGGAAUCACUGUUGCCUUUUUGAUCAUCCCACAGUCUCUAUCCUAUGCCCAGGCUUUGGUUCAAGUUCCUCCUGUGUUUGGCUUGUACUCUGCCAUGAUCCCCCUGAUCGUCUAUUCUUUGUUGGGAACUUCCAGGCAAUUGGCUGUUGGUCCUGAAGCACUCGUGUCUAUUCUUGUUGGAUCCAGCGUUCUUGGAACUCAUGAUCCAAUGGAAAACGUACAGGCUACUACUCUGCUGUGUCUAAUGGUGGGCGUCUUUACAUUUCUCUUGGGCUUCUUUCGUCUAGGAUUUCUCGACUCGGUACUUUCUCGUGCGCUUUUGCGUGGAUUUGUCCUUGCUGUUGCCAUGGUGGUUAUGAUUGAUAUGUCAGAAACACUGUUUGGAAUUAUUCCUCCAGUGGGGCAAUGCAUUGCAAAUGUAACAGAAAAAACUGCAUCUCCUAUUGAAAAAUUGAUUCAUACCUUGAUCAAUCUUUCUCAUGCACACAUACUCACAACCAUCCUGUCUGUUACCAGUAUUCUUUUCUUGCUACUCUCUCGCCAGCUUAAGCGUCACUACAAGCAUGUAAAAUGGCUGCAGUUGGUGCCUGAGAUCUUGGUGCUUGUACUGACUUCGAUUAUUCUAUCACAAGUGUUCCGCUGGGAUUGUCAGGGUGUCGCCAUUUUGAAUCGAGUUUUAGCUCCAGAAACACCCGCAGAUGGCACUGAAUACAUUACUCAUCCAAUCCCCACGCUUGAAAAGGUUAAAUACCUCACACUUCCAGCCAUUCUCAUUUCAGUAAUUGGGUUUGUAGAGUCCAUUGUAGUGGCCAAAACAUACGCUUCAAAACAUCGAUAUACUGUUUCUCCCAAUCGCGAACUUGUUGCCAUUGGUGUUGGAAAUAUCGUUUCUUCCUUUUUUGGCGGAUUCCCUGGAUUUGGCUCGCUUGGUCGUUCUGCAGUAAACGACUCUGCAGGUGCUCGAACCCAAGUUGCUGGAUUUACCACUGGUGUCAUCGUGUACUGUACUUCAGUCUGGCUUCUUCCUUAUUUUGAAUUCCUCCCCAAAGCUGUCUGUUCAUCUAUUAUCGUAGUAGCUGCACUUAAACUGGUUGAAGUGGAGGACAUUGAGUUUAUCUUUCGUUUACACGCAUGGGGUGAUCUUGGGCUACUUCUUCUUACUUUUUGUUCCACUAUCUUUGUUUCCAUUGAAGUAGGAACAUUGAUCUCUGUUGGCGUGUCUCUGUUGCUUGUGGUAAAACAUACCACGCAGACGCGGUUGGCAAUACUAGGGAAAACGUUGGUAGUUGAUCCUUCCACCGGAAUAGUCAAGACUAAAUUCAGAAGCAUGCAUGAACAGAGUGGAAAAAUUGAACGUAUCGAAGGCGGAAUUGUUGUUCGCAUUGAAGAAGGAAUGUUUUUCGGAAAUGUUGGGCAAUUGAAGGAUCGCCUAAAGCGGAUUGAGGCAUAUGGUGAUUUAAGCGUGCAUCCAAGUGAAGAGCCAAGACUUUCUUUUAUUGACGACUCUGAUACGAUUAAAAGUGUUGUGUUUGACAUGACGGCGGUAAGUGAUAUUGAUGCCACAGCAACGCAAAUUAUGACUGAAAUUGUCCACGAGUACCACUCCAGAGGAAUUAUCGUAUGUUUUGUCAAACUUCGCGAAACUUGCAAGGAAUCGUUUGAACGGUCAGGAAUUUAUUCUGUAGUUGGCGAGCAGCACUUUUUUGGCAAGAUUCGUGAUGCCAUCGCUUACCUUGGUGCUGAGAGU
Molecule: messenger RNA, 1818 nt
Organism: Batrachochytrium dendrobatidis JAM81
Lineage: Eukaryota; Fungi; Chytridiomycota; Chytridiomycetes; Rhizophydiales
Exons: 5
Biological process (GO): transmembrane transport
Cellular component (GO): plasma membrane
Molecular function (GO): secondary active sulfate transmembrane transporter activity
Source: RefSeq, a predicted model, not a curated record